AUGGCGUCCAACACCGCACCGGCUACAUACAAGCAGCCUAGUCGGAAGGGCAAGAAGGCAUGGAGAAAGAAUGUCGACAUCACCGAGGUCCAGUCUGGCUUGGACGAAUUACGCACAGAUAUCAUCCAAGGUGGACCUGUCAGUGAAAAGCCUGCAGAUGAACUGUUCUUGACAGAUGUCGCUGGAGAUGUGGAGCUCGAAAAGACGCAGCGCAAGCAGAAGAAGCUGAGGGUCGACGAGAUAUUAGCGCAACGAGACUCCAAGGUUGAAGCAUUACAGCCUGGCCGCAAGAGGAAAGUGGAGGAUCACAGUGGAAGCGGCGUUGGUGGGAAGAGAGUGAAGGGUAAUGGGGAAUAUGUGUCGCACAGAGAAUUACGGCGGUUGAGGAAUGUGGCAGAUGGCGCUGGAAUCGGAGUGCUGGCAGAGGAGCAGGCUUCGAAUGAUCUCUGGGGAGCACCUGAUGCGGCCCCACCAGAGGAAUACAGCUUUCUGGAGAAAAAGAAGGACAAGGUGGCACCAAAAUCGUUGAAGCAAGCUCCCAAACCGCUCACUGCCAAUGGCAAGGCUGUAGCAGCAGUGCUGAAGCCGAAUGCUGGAAAGUCGUACAACCCACUUCUAAAUGACUGGUCGGCGCUUCUGGAGAAAGAAGGUCAGGCUGCGGUGGAUGCUGAGAAAGCUCGUCUUGCGGCUGAGGCAGAGCAGGCCGAGCGAGAAAGGAAGGCAGAAGAAGAGGCAGCGAAAGUGGAGGCGCUAGAGAAGGAAGAAUACGCGACCGACUACGAGAGCGCGUGGGAAAGUGAGUGGGACGGCAUCCAGAGCGAAGCGGAACAGGAGAUUUAUACACAGAAGCAGAAGGGCCGCAAAACUCCAGCGGAGCGGAAUAAGGCGAAGGCGAAGAAGGAGCGUGAGGCAAGGGAGAAGUGGGAGAAAAAGCAGAAAGAGCGGGACGUGCAAGAGAAGAGGAUAAAAGAGAUCGCCAAGCAGGUAUCUGCGAACGACAAGGAGAAGAAGCUAGCGAAGCGAGACGUUGACAUCUCGUCUGAGUCGGAUGAGGAUGAGGCAUCGCAGCUUGCUAAGAGGCGAUUUGGGAAGCUUUCUGUCCCAGAGGCGCCGGUUGAGGUGACUUUGCCGGAGGAUCUCAACGACUCGCUGCGACGCUUGAAACCAGAGGGCAGUUUGCUUACCGAUCGAUAUCGAAAUCUGCUGAUCAAUGGCAAGUUGGAGGUCAGGAAGAAGGUGGGACAGGCGAAGAAACCGCAACGGCAACGAACUGAGAAGUGGACCUAUAAGGACUUCAAGUUGAAGUAAGGACCGCUAUCGCAGCACGACUGGCGGCAAACACACUUUCGGUAGUCCUGUUACGUGCUUCGCCUCACAAAUUCUGCCUGGCUCGUGCCGACCUGGUGACAAGUUUACCGCAGUCUGAGCUCCAUGUUCCUUGCUGAGAGGUGCCGGUCUGGUGACCACUCUCAACAACGAGCUCAUUGAUUAGUGCCGUAUAGCCACUCUCCACAUCCCUCGCUCUAUAGCAUGAGUCUGCCGUCGAGAUCCAGAUCAUAAAUGUUAUCCCAUUCUUGAUCUGUAGGUAAUCCACGGAUACCGAUCUUACGAAGCUCUGCGAGGAUCUGCCUCAAAUUUCAGUAAUCCAAAAUUCUCGUUG
Pseudocercospora fijiensis CIRAD86 is the source of this 1660-nucleotide messenger RNA. RefSeq lists its product as uncharacterized. The transcript has a single exon. Gene Ontology annotation, biological process: ribosomal large subunit assembly; rRNA processing. Gene Ontology annotation, molecular function: 5S rRNA binding. Lineage: Eukaryota; Fungi; Ascomycota; Dothideomycetes; Mycosphaerellales; Mycosphaerellaceae. The record is from RefSeq and is a predicted model, not a curated record. Bases 1 to 1308 code for a protein of 435 amino acids. Gene Ontology annotation, cellular component: nucleolus.